This is a messenger RNA of Zingiber officinale, 2963 nucleotides long. RefSeq names its product histone-lysine N-methyltransferase, H3 lysine-9 specific SUVH1-like. Gene Ontology annotation, cellular component: nucleus. The record is from RefSeq and is a predicted model, not a curated record. The transcript is spliced from 3 exons. Lineage: Eukaryota; Viridiplantae; Streptophyta; Magnoliopsida; Zingiberales; Zingiberaceae. The coding region runs from base 390 to 2375 and encodes 661 amino acids. Gene Ontology annotation, molecular function: protein binding; zinc ion binding; histone methyltransferase activity.
UGUUCAUCGCACGUGAUUAGAAGCCCAAUUAGGCAAACCCAAAUGGCAAGCGCUCGCGCCUAGAUUGCGAGGGCGAGUAGCCGCCUGAGGCAGAUUGAUGCCCCCAGCGCUGAGGCGACCUACCCGUCGCACGCAUUUGCACGAGUCUCUUUGAUUCGUAAUCUCGGUGUUCCUCCUUCUCCGAUUGGCUGCUUGUUAGAUGCGUUGAUGAAGCUGUUUCUCUAUCGAAAUCUCGUCGAUUUCGUACAAGUUUCCGACUUCCGUGCUCACGGGUUUGCAAAGGGCGGUUUGACUCGCUGAGAGGUUCAUACUGGUUGAGGAAGGGAACGAACUAUUAGUUUGUGAGAGUUUGGUCUUCUUAUUCGGCAUCAUCUUUUGCUUGUUUGGUCAUGGAAAGAAGAUCUAAUUGCACUCCGGUGGCUGAAAAUGGGGUAUUGGAUGUGAAACCAUUGAGAUCUUUGGCUCCAAUGUUCCCUGCACCAUUAGGCUUCGAUAUGGUUACACGGUCAAAUGUGCCACCCCUUGUUUGCAUCAGUCCCUUUGGCUCGUCUCUUUCAGGUCUUGAUCCUUCGCUUUUCACCCCAAAUAAAGUCCCUUCUUCCAUGAAUGAGGGAGCUGCUCAUGUUGCAACGAAGUCUGGUGCUAAUUCCUUUUGGACAGGAGGAGCAAGCAUUCUACUUGUGGAUGAUGAUGAGGAGGAGGAGAAUCCUCCUUCCAAAGGUAAAAGUCGAACCUCGGGCAAGAGAGAUAAAAAAUUACAAGCAGGAAGCUCAGGGUCAGAUGCUAAGCGCAAACGACUUAUUAAGAGUUCAAUAAAGCCACUUCCCUUGUCACUACCUAUGCCAGAUGACCCAAGAGAGUCGGUGGAUAUGAUCCUUAUGAAUUUUGAUUCACUCCGCAGGAGACUUCUUCAGGUGGAUGAGGCAAAAGAUGAGAGUAAUCAUCACUAUUUGAAAGCUGGGUCCAUUAUGUCUGCUAGGAAUGUGAAGACUAAUGUGGGAAAAAGGAUCGGAUCUAUUCCAGGAGUUGAAGUUGGAGAUAUUUUCUAUUUCAGGUUUGAGAUGAACUUGAUUGGUUUGCAUUCUCUUAGUAUGGCUGGUAUUGAUUACCUGACAACUAGUUUCGGUGACAAAGAUGAGCCUAUUGCUAUUUGUGUUGUGUCAUCCGGCGGCUAUGAGAACGAAGAGGAUGAUAUUGAUGUCUUGAUUUACAGUGGCCAGGGAGGUAGUGGCAAGAAUGACAAAAAACCAGACAACCAGAAACUGGAAAGAGGUAAUCUUGCUCUUGAUAGAAGUUUUCACAGGAAGAAUCAGAUUCGGGUUGUACGUAGUGCUAAAGAUAUUAACUGUCCAACUGGUAAAAUAUACAUCUACGAUGGACUUUAUAUGAUUGAAAGCUCAUGGACAGAGAAAAAUAAGGCAGGGUUCAACAUGUUUAAGUACAAGUUGCUAAGAGAACCAGGACAACCUGAUGGAAUUGCAAUAUGGAAAAUGACCCAGAAGUGGAAAGAAAAUCCAUCAAGUAGAGGUAAAGUGAUAUUACCUGACAUAUCAUCAGGUGCAGAAAAUAUUCCUGUUUGCCUUGUCAAUGAUGUUGAUGAUGAGAGAGGGCCAAACCAUUUUGUAUACAUAACAAGUGUCAAGUAUCCCCACCCUAUUGACAUGAUGAAGCCUCUACAGGGUUGUAUGUGCCUUAGUGUUUGUCUUCCUGGUGAUAUGAACUGCGCCUGUGCCAACCACAAUGGGGGUGAUUUACCAUACAAUUCAAUGGGUCUUCUUGUAUGUCGUAAGCCAUUGAUUUAUGAGUGUUGCUCAUCUUGCCAAUGCACAUUUAAUUGCCGAAAUAGGGUGACUCUCAAGGGUAUCAGGCUUCACUUUGAAGUUUUCAGGACAAGUGAUCGUGGUUGGGGCCUUCGUUCAUGGGACCCUAUUAGAGCAGGUACAUUUAUUUGUGAAUAUACAGGUGAGGUUAUUGAUAGGAGCAAAAUUGAAGAUGAAAUUGAUGAGGAUGAGUAUAUCUUUCAAGCUACUUAUCUCGGUGAAAAAGCAAUGGGAUUCAAUUGUAGGCCUGAAUUAUUGGAAGAGGCAGAAUUAAGUACCGAAACUGAGGUGUUUAGGUCAUUUCCCAUUACAUUAAGCGCAAAGAAUUCUGGCAACAUAGCACGUUUUAUUAAUCAUAGCUGCUCGCCAAAUGUCUUCUGGCAACCUGUUUUAUAUGAUCAUGGUGAUGAAGAGUAUCCACAUAUAAUGUUCUUUGCAAUGAAGCACAUUCCUCCUAUGACUGAACUGACAUAUGAUUAUGGUCCUGGGACUGGAUCAAUCCGUAAUAAGAAGUGCUUGUGUGCAGCUCCAAAUUGUCGAGGCUAUUUUGGAUAAAACUUCUUCAAGUACCAUAAGCAAUCUUCAGUCACUCAAGAUAUCGAGAUGCUCUUAUAUUUAACCUGAUUGUGAACUCAGGAUUUAGAAAGACUAGACGGAUUGUGUUAUAAAAUCUCGAAGGUGUGCCGGUUACACUGUACCAUUCACUAUUGGUUAUAGCUCUUCGUAAUCCUAUGCUUUGAUAUUCCUUUUUCCCCUGAAACAGUACUGAACAGAUCUGCAUGCUCUGAGAACACUUGGAUACUUCCGGCAACAGGGCUUGCUUCCAGUUUCAGGUAUUUUGAUCUCUCAUGCAUACGACGGAAGACAACAUCUUCGUGGCCGUGGCGUACGUGGAACUGAUACAUCUUCGUGGCCGGUAGUCUUCACUGUGGACUACUGGACAUCUUGUUUUGGAAGUGUAGCAUGUCUGUUUCAUUAGCAACACAGAUGGUAGCUUGAUGUGCAGAACUAAACCUAGUUUCUUUGCGAUAGGUAGUUUUUUUCCAUAACUGUACUUUUCGAGCAAUACUUAGCAUGAUUACUCUAUUCUUUCUGUGAUAGACAACUCUUGCUUCGAAGAUCAUUCAUCUGUUGGAAAGAGGU